CACUUUUGAAUACAUUUGUCCCCCAUGUAUGUCAUUUCCGGAUACGUGCUAAAUCGUUCUUUCUGUUCGUGGAUGUGGUGAAUCGUUAUCUUGUUCGAUCGAUUGAAUCAAGUCAUCAUCUUUGAUCGUAAUUUAAUUAGGAAUUGAAAGUUUUCUCUGUUGUAUCAAAUAUGUUACGACAUAUAAUGGGAGGCCUUGGAUCUCUCAGAAUUAGGACGUACGGAGCUAGUUACCAUAGUGGGAACUAUAGAACAAAAGAAAGAGGAUCUGUAUAUAAAAAUAAUGCUAAUAAUAGAAAUGGACGAUUUGAGAAUCGCAAUAAAAAUAAUAUGCAUGGUAAUAUCGGGCCCUUGAAAAAGCCAAAUUGGAACUUUGUAAAUUUAGAGCCUUUUAAAAAAGAUUUUUAUAUACCACAUCCUAAUGUUCAAUCACGGCACCCACAAGAAGUAGAUAUAUUUAGACAAGAAAAUCAAAUUACUCUUAAGGGAGAAAAAAUUCCUAAUCCUAUACAACAUUUUGAAGAAGGAAAUUUCCCUGAUCAUGUAAUGCAAUGUAUCAGAAAACAUGGGUUCAAUGAACCAACUGCUAUUCAGGCUCAAGGUUGGCCAAUUGCUAUGUCUGGACAGAAUAUGGUUGGAAUAGCGCAAACUGGAUCUGGAAAGACUUUAGGAUAUAUCCUUCCUGCGAUAGUACAUAUUAGCAGUCAACAAGCUUUAAGUCAUGGUGACGGACCAAUUGCUCUAAUUCUAGCACCAACAAGAGAAUUGGCACAGCAAAUUCAGAAAGUUACGCAAACUUUUAGUUACGUAAAAAGCACUUGUAUUUUUGGUGGAGCACCAAAAGGAAGUCAAGCUCGUGAUUUAGAACAAGGAGUUGAGAUUUGCAUUGCUACACCUGGACGAUUAAUUGACUUUUUGGAACGUGGUGUAACUAAUUUACGUAGAUGCACAUAUUUGGUGUUAGAUGAAGCAGAUAGAAUGUUGGAUAUGGGUUUUGAACCACAGAUCCGUAAAAUUAUUGAACAAAUCAGACCAGACAGACAAGUGCUGAUGUGGUCUGCAACUUGGCCAAAAGAAGUUCGAAAUCUUGCAGAAGAAUAUCUUGUAGACUAUACACAAUUGAACAUUGGAUCAUUAACAUUGGCAGCUAAUCAUAAUAUUCUUCAAAUUGUUGAUGUUUGCGAAGAACAUGAAAAACAAACAAAAUUGCAAAAUCUUCUUCAGGAGAUCAGUAGUAUCAAUCCAGAUGAUGGAAAAACAAUAAUUUUUGUAGAGACAAAGAAAAAAGUGGAGGUUAUCACUAGAACUAUUCGUCGAUAUGGUUGGCCGGCUGUAUGUAUACACGGUGACAAAUCACAAACAGAAAGAGAUUUUGUUCUUACAGAAUUUAGAAGGAAUAAGGAUUCAAUUCUUGUAGCAACAGAUGUUGCUGCUCGUGGAUUGGAUGUCAACGAUGUAAAGUACGUGAUCAACUUCGAUUAUCCGACUUCAUCUGAAGACUACAUUCAUAGAAUUGGCAGGACAGGCCGUUCAAAUAAUGCAGGAACGAGUUAUGCAUUCUUUACACCACAAAAUGGCCGACAAGUUAAAGGUUUAAUUAAUGUACUUAGAGAAGCGAAACAAGUUAUCAAUCCAAAACUUUUGGAACUUGCAGACAAAAAUGAUAAUGAUUCUAUGCGAAAUCGUUGGGGCAAUGGAAAUUACCGCAGAAGAGAAACAAUUUUUCCUAAAACACAUACACGAUUCGAAAAUUUAAGUUACGCCUCAUAGUCAGUUUAAUUCAACUUUCGAUUAAAAACUUUCUGAAUAAGUCACUUUUUGAAGAUCUGAAACUUGUUUCUUUGUGAUUAGAAAAAGUUCUUUGUCAGUGCUUUAUUGCUUUAUAUUAAAUCCGUGCUCAGUUUUUUAAAAAUUUUUAUUUAUAAUCCUACUAUUGUAGUUAACAACAAUAGUAUAAAAUUCAGUAGUAUCAAAUUCAAACAGAAGAUACAAUAAGUAUCUUUGUUAUAUUUACAUUAUAAUAGUAAUAUUUUGCACUACCUUUUUAUUUUUCCAUUCAGUCGAACACGCAUAAAAUAAUUAAGUAUAAGAGCAUACUUAAUAUGGAAUGAUUGACAAUCUUCUAGAAAAUUAAAUUUGAUCUAAAAAGUUUUUCAUUUUAUUGAAAAAUGAUUUGAAAGAAAUAGUUUUUAUUCAAUUUUUUUAGUGCAGGAAACUUAAUUUAUAAUUCUUUAGGGAAUUUAAAAGCUGGAGCUCAGUAAGAUAUAAGUAUCAUAAUAGAUGUAAUCAGUAUUCAUUCCACUUCAAUGUGGCCAAUUUUAUAUUUGGUCAUAUAGUCCGUUUAUUUGUUAAUGUCUGUAAACUUAUAUGGGAGAAGCUACUAAAUAUUAACUGUAAAACUACACUCUAUUUACUUGCAUAUCUUAUACUCUGUGUCACUAUUGUAGUUUCAAUACAUUAAAAUCUUACCUGGAUCGAGUUUGUAGUAAAAUUAUGUAUCUUAAGUAA
This is a messenger RNA of Frieseomelitta varia, 2507 nucleotides long. RefSeq names its product ATP-dependent RNA helicase p62-like. Lineage: Eukaryota; Metazoa; Arthropoda; Insecta; Hymenoptera; Apidae. The transcript is spliced from 8 exons. Gene Ontology annotation, molecular function: RNA helicase activity; ATP binding; RNA binding. Bases 171 to 1769 code for a protein of 532 amino acids. The record is from RefSeq and is a predicted model, not a curated record. Gene Ontology annotation, cellular component: cytoplasm; ribonucleoprotein complex; nucleus.